Aspergillus nidulans FGSC A4 is the source of this 920-nucleotide messenger RNA. Its product is annotated as aminoacyl-tRNA hydrolase. Gene Ontology annotation, molecular function: peptidyl-tRNA hydrolase activity. Lineage: Eukaryota; Fungi; Ascomycota; Eurotiomycetes; Eurotiales; Aspergillaceae. Bases 250 to 858 code for a protein of 202 amino acids. The transcript has a single exon. The record is from RefSeq and is a predicted model, not a curated record.
GAUCGGAGCUCACGACGAAUUGACGAUCUACGAAUGAUUUGAAAUUGGGAGACAAAAGCUCCGUGAUGGCCAGAUUCUGUUCCCCACACGCCAAAGAGCUCUGACCUGACGAUCUCCCGUACAGAGAUCAUGGGUCAGACCUUUCAGAAUUUGUCAAACAUCAAUCAAUAACAGCUUCAACUCCAAUCAAACUCGACGACUCCACAUGUCUUCAUCUUGUCCCACAGUCAGAAAAUACCACGCACCACAAUGAGCCAACAAUCCAUCCGCUCGCUUUUCAUCGCCUCCAUCGGAAAUCCAGGCCGUUACCGCAACACCCGUCACAGCGCCGGCCAUGUCCUCCUCGACGCCAUCACGCCCCUCCUUCCGAACCAUCUCCCACCCAGAUACAAGACAUGGCAGAGUCCUUCGCUCAUGAACGACUCUGGCAGAAAACUCGUUCGCGAACUUGAAACCUUCAAGCGCCUUGAAACAAGCACUACCAUGAAUGCGAAACCCUUGACUCUUGUCAUCCUCCACGACGAACUCGAGAAACCGCUGGGCAAAAUAGUCGUGAGGCGUGGGGGCCCGGAAAAGUACAGCCUGCGCGGUCAUAAUGGACUAAAGGAUAUCUUCCAGUGGCUGGACAAGAAGAAGAUGUAUCCGCAUGACCCGGCACUGUCGAUUUUGCGGAUUGGGGUGGGCAUUGGGAGGCCGUCGAGUCGAAAUUCGGACGAGGUUUCGAAAUAUGUGCUGACGGCAAUGGGGUUGAAAGAGCUGGAUGCAAUAAAUAGGGCAGCUGGGUAUGCGGUGGAUGUCCUGGCUGAGGAGGCUGGUAGGACUGAGGAUGGUAAUCCAUUGCCGGAGCCCACGCCGUAAGAAUCGGACGCCGCCGAUGUGGGGGGAAGGGGGGCGGGAAUGUUGUGCUUUAUUUGUAGAAU